CCUUUCAGAGAAGAAAACGUAUGUUCCGUUUUCAUUGUUAAACACGUGUUGCAGUGUUUGUCAGAAAUCGAUGUCGAAGAAAAAAUGACAUGCGCAUCUCUGUAGAGAGAGAGAGAACAACACCCUGAACUAUGGCUGGGUCCAUGUGUUACCUUACACAGGUAAGCUAAUUAAGACCUCACUCGCCCACAUAGGAGAACAGAAGUGACCCGUUCCCAGGGCACGGUGUCGAAAUGCUUGGAUAAUCUUUGAUUUUGAUCGUACAAAAGCGAGUAUUAUUGCGAUAAAACUGAAUAAGCCAUUGUGAGUUAUCCAGUGUUUGACGAUACGUUAGAAGACACCUGCUCCUAGGACGGGGGACUUCAGUAACAAAGAAAUGAUAGAACUUUGUAUAAUAAGUAAAUUCAAGGAUGUUCAUAAUCACAACUCAGACAGAAAAAAAUUUGAUCAAAUUUCCAUGGCAACUUGAAUUUACCUGGGAUUCACCUGUUGUGAUCAUUGAUUUCUAAGGUAACACGAUUUACUCCCAUCCACUGUUGUUAGAUAUAAGGCUAUUAUCUAUGGAUGAACAUGCUCUGACAUUAGAAGAAGACAACUCUGUGAACCCAUGGCUUGGCCCAAAGGAUGAAGCAGCUUAGCAGCACAACACCCGGAUCCAAUGAACAAUUAGCAGCAUGCUUAAUUAUCUUGUACCAGACCCUAACUUUACGGGCUCUCUACGGAAACUUAUUCAGCGAUUAGCGGACACUUUAAUUCCAUCAGAGGUUCAUGGCUUCGGGAUCGAUCUAGAAGCCAUUACCGCGUGAGGACUGUGCGUUUUUGACCCGGAAUAUGUCUACGGGUCCGCUGCCAUGGAUCGUACUCACACCUGUGGCGGUUCUUACAGAUUUAUUUUCAGUUACUAUUUUGUGUCACUAUCGCCGUCAUUUUCAUGGGACCGAUGUUGUUUUCAUUUCCAUUCUCGUCUGUAUGGUGCUUAACGCCUUGGUGAUCCCUUUUAUUCCCGCGCUGUUGAAUAUUACCAACACGGAAUGGAACGAAAGCUUGUGUAAUUUCUUUGUGUGGACUGCAUUGACCACACGAAUGGUCCAGGUGUCAAAUCUGGCACUUUUAUCUUUCCAUUGGUCAAAAAUACUCAGAACUUCAACAAAACGGAUCAAAAUCAGUACCACAACUACUGUGAAGAUUAUUGUUCCUAUUUUCUGGGGCGUGGCCGCAGUUGUCGGACUGUUGCCUGUUAUUGGAGCGGUUCCUGAUAAUUUUAAAACCAAAAAUGACUGUUUCUUUUUGCUUUCAGACCUGGGCUUGGGUUUCCUUAUAUUUAUGAUAGUGUUCAUUUUAACCAUGGCUUGUAUCUCCCUCGUGUGUUCAUUCGAUUCUAUUGCUCUCAUUCACUAUGCAAAGAAGAUUGCAUUUAUCAAAUACGGAGCAGGGAGAUUUUACUUACCGAGGAAAAAUGAUGGUUUAGCUGAAAAUUACACGGUUCACGAGCGUUACGGACAGCUGAACUUUGCUGCCGAUCUCUGUCGUCUGGUGACGAUUGUGACUUGUUUUAGUCUCAUUGUUAAUCAUAUACCAUGUGUUGUCAUUGAAUUUCUAUAUAUGAGCAUCGGAACAGAUAGGGGAUUAUCAGAAGACUUGGUCACGUGGUUAUCUCUGAUCGAGGCUCUGGUGCUACCCCACUUCCUGUGGUUUGGGAGCAGACGGUAUAAACACGCAAUUACUUACGUCUUCAAAGUGCAUAUCUUACGUCGUAACCAUGACAACGAAGAAAAUCCCGACUCAUGCACAUUGCAGUCUUUUACAAGAAAAAUCAAAGAUGUUCAAACAUUGCCACGCAAAGUUCACAUUCCUAACAAUCUAUCGCCAUCUGAAAGAACAAGCCGAAAUUCGUCCACUAGGGGGCGCCCAGGAGAGUCCUCAACGGAGUUUAACAUUCAAAGCAAAGUUAGAGCUAGUAAUUCAAGCAAAGUCAACGUUGAUGUACAUAGUAAUGGCGGGUCAAUGGAUUCAAGAGAUAUGAGUCAGUUUGUCAGAUCUGGGUCCUCGGGCUCACGAAACGACCAAGCUAGAAAGAAACAUCUUCCAUCUAUAUUUAUUAAUGACACGCUUAAGAGUGCAUCACCAAAGCGUAUGAAUACCGAGACACAAAACGAAAUGGUUAAAGUCCAAAAAUCUGAAUCAAGUAAUUCUAUGUAUUACAUGUCUAGUGAUUAUCACCCAGACUGUUUAAAUACUGAUAGCUUACCCAGAAUUCCAUGUAAGGGACAUCCUGAAUCGUACAGUAACCCCACUACAAUCACUGACGGACGGAUAUACCUUGAAAGAUACGGUUCGAAUUCCUUUCCUCGAUUGUACGAAGAAUCCACAGGCGUCUACUCUGGUUCAUUUGGUAGUAUUCCCAGAAAGAAGCCACCUAAAAUGGGACUGCGAAGUAAUUCUGGAAGUUCGUCAAGUCUCUAUCAAACGCACUCACGGUCCUCAAGUGGAAAUGUCUACAUCUAUGGUCAUUCAAGAUCAGCAAGUGGAACAAUUUUUAAAUCCUCUAAUAUUACCUUACCUUCUGCACACCAAACCCAAGGGAGGGGUCGUUUGGUUCCGCGACAAUCAAGUGAGAGAAGCGAAAGCGAGGGAGUGGCUGGCCAAUACUGUGAAAGCGACAUCGACAACGUUUUGCAGAAUAUUUCAAUGGACUCUGAAGAAAUACAGAAUAAGCCUGUUGAAAUUCACUCAGUGACUUUCAUUGAAAGACCACAGGUAUUUUACGAAGGCGAGAAAUUACGGAGACCAUUGACACGACAAGAACAGUUUUAUCCACAUCAGAAAGAUAAAGAGCAAUUAUCGGACGAGAACGAUUCCGGAUGUAUGGCAAACUGUGCAGAAGAACAUUUUGAGUGCAACUUCAAUAUUCAUAAACAAUCAAAGUCACUUGCAACAAUUACACGUGAAAGUUCUGAUGCAGAGCUUGAUGGAUUUACAACAAGCGAACUUUUAUCUUCUAAACCUUAUUCAUAUUUAACAAAUAACACCAAAAAUGUAAGACAAAUCCAAAACCCUGGUAUACACCAUAAAUCCCGUUUGCCUUGGAUAAAUCCUGAUUUACCUGACAGUGUCCCGAAUUUGUUUGAUAGGGAGAAAUCGGUGGAAUAUGCAUUUUUUAAUAAUCACUUUUUAACUUCACUAGAGACUACGGGUAUAUCUGCUUCACCAAGAUUCGACGAAAAUACGGAUCGCGGUUUUGAAGAAGCUUUAAAUGCAAGUUACAAUAGCAGGGAAAGCCUUUGUAGCUUUAAUGGUGCUUAUGUUGAGUCUGUCUCAGAAUGUACGGACAUGGGAGAAUUCUUUGAUAACCAACAGUGUGAUGAUAGUUAUGAGUUCAAAACACAGGCCAUUGUCUCUAGAAUAUCUCCGGCAACUCUUAAAGAUCCAUUUCCCGAGCCCGACGACUCGGUUUUCACAAAAUCAAAAGUAUCAGAAACUGGACAAUACUUUCCAAAAGACGGGAAAGAAGGGAAUUGGCCAAAUUCAUCUCCAUGGCCAAAGUCCACAAGAAAUUCCAACUCUGUUGAUCUUUCCUUUGAAUCCAAUUUUUCUAACGAGCGACAGGUACCAGAAGGUGGUCCAUACCAAGACAUAGAGGCUGUCUAUUUUUAAAGAAAAAAAAUUGAACGAUGACAUUGUCGACUUUGAGCUAUAAAUGAAUACAGAACAAAAAGAGUUUAAGAUCACCAAAUCACACUUAAUUCUGUCUGUUUUACAUUCCCAUUUUUUCUAUUUUCAUUUUUUUGUAUUUUUUCCCCUUCGUUUUAAACAACAAGUGAGAACUUUUGUCCUUUAAGGAUCUAUGGUUAACAAACUGAUAUAUUGCUAAUUUUCUAUCAUACACUUCUAAAAACUGUCUUUCAGCUGAAAUAGUUAUAAUAUAUUUAUAGCAACAAAUUUUCUUUAAGAGUUUUUGUAUGUUUAAUAAGGAAAAAAAUAUAUGCAUGUAUACUGUUCAAAAAAGUGGUGUCUUUACAACUGUCUCUCAGUAUAAAUUUUCAUUAAUUGAAAUACUCAGUGCAGGUAUAUCUAUGUUAUAUCUUUUUAUAUUGUUACAACAUUCAGAGGUGUUCAGGUUUGCUUAAACUCCCUUGUAUUACUUGCAGAGUAAAUUAUAAAUCACUAUAUAUACAUGUACUUGAAUGCAACUAUUGACAAUCAUCAACACUGUCUUGUAUUAUCAUAUUGUGAUUUUUUUUUUCAUGUUAUAAUUCA
Messenger RNA from Saccostrea cuccullata (small rock oyster), 4257 nucleotides. RefSeq lists its product as uncharacterized. The record is from RefSeq and is a predicted model, not a curated record. Lineage: Eukaryota; Metazoa; Mollusca; Bivalvia; Ostreida; Ostreidae. Bases 832 to 3654 code for a protein of 940 amino acids. Gene Ontology annotation, biological process: G protein-coupled receptor signaling pathway. Gene Ontology annotation, cellular component: membrane. The transcript is spliced from 5 exons. Gene Ontology annotation, molecular function: G protein-coupled receptor activity.